CUGAGGAGGGCUGAGACUCAGACCUGCACAGACCUGGACUUCAUGAAACCUUAGAGGACCUGCUGACAGCUGAGAGUCCUGGUUCUGCUGCUCCUGGAUGAUCGGACUCUGUGUGCCUCUGAGGUCCAGAUCCACAGAGCAGACCCAGCAGCCAAGCCCCGGUCUCUGACAGAAAGCUGAGAGGACUCUGGGUCCUAAAGCCUCCAGUUCAGGCAACACAUCAGAAACAGGUGUACAAGAAAUAAACGUGUAUUUUUGCUACCAAAAAGGUUCCAGUGAUGUCAGGUCUGACGACAUGUAAAAAUGUGUCCACACCCAGAGGUCAAAGGUGUUUUUCCAGCAGUGGAGCUUAAACAAACUUCUCCACAUUAGCAGAGAUGAGAUAAAGAGGGCCGGACUUCCUUCUGGACCCAUUAGGACCUCCGGUGGUUCUGCUCAGGGUGGCCCUUCGGGUCACCAGCAGUUCUAAGAGGUUCCUGUUCCUCUCAGUCCAGCACGAUGUUCCACCUGCUCGUUCCUGCUCUCGUUCUCGGUGUGGCGGCGUCACAAUCGGCCAACACCACAGAACAGCCAGAGGAAGUUCUAAAGAACCAAACUUUGACUGUUUACGCAAACAAACACAAGGAUUUCCAGGACCGGGAGACCCGGAUCCCGUACCAGAACUGCAACCGGCCCCUGCAGCUGGAGUACAGUCACUUUUACUGUGGACGUAAUUUUCAGGCAGAAAUGGAGAACAUCGACGCAGGAGACUGGUGCGUCCUGGAAAACAUCAUCAGACCGUACAAUGACCUGACUGUGUGUUUGGAAAGACUGACCUCUCUAGUGGACUGUUAUUUCCCAAACCCUGACAUUCAGGACUUCUUCCUCCACAUCCACUCCAUCUAUUUCCACAACUGCACCGAGGAAGAGGAGGUGCUGCCUGAAGUUGCCACCAGCCUGGUGGUGGCGCUCACCAUCAUCCCUGUCAGCCUCAUCCCGGUCCUGAUUUACCCGCUGCUUUGGAAACGUUAGGAGACAAAUUAAAUUAUACUUUCUACAAAAACCUUUACUGUGUGAAAUGUUGACCACUGGAGGGCGCUCAUGUGCCAAAUCUGCUGCACAAAAUCAGAUUUAAAAACAUGAAAAGUUCAGGAGUGUUGUUGGCUUGUUUUUUUCACAUAUAAAAUAAAAAUGUGCGUAAUGUUUUUUUUAUUGAAAUAAAAUGAAUCUUUGUCAUUAAAUAGAGAAA
Molecule: messenger RNA, 1228 nt
Organism: Austrofundulus limnaeus
Lineage: Eukaryota; Metazoa; Chordata; Actinopteri; Cyprinodontiformes; Rivulidae
Product: receptor activity-modifying protein 3
Biological process (GO): intracellular protein transport; protein localization to plasma membrane; angiogenesis
Cellular component (GO): signaling receptor complex; membrane; cell surface
Molecular function (GO): coreceptor activity
Source: RefSeq, a predicted model, not a curated record